Molecule: messenger RNA, 1533 nt
Organism: Schistocerca nitens (vagrant locust)
Lineage: Eukaryota; Metazoa; Arthropoda; Insecta; Orthoptera; Acrididae
Product: odorant receptor 43a-like
Exons: 9
Coding region: 1-1533 (510 amino acids)
Biological process (GO): sensory perception of smell; detection of chemical stimulus involved in sensory perception of smell
Cellular component (GO): plasma membrane
Molecular function (GO): odorant binding; olfactory receptor activity
Source: RefSeq, a predicted model, not a curated record
AUGGUGGACACAGUAGAGCUGUACGUCACUGAACUCGCGGACUUUAUCAUCGAGUCUGAGGAGCGAGCAGGUGGCGUCAAUCAGCCUUGUCCUGAACAAGUUCCAUUACCUGAUUACAUCGGCCCAGCGCUAGAAGAGCUUGAUCGCCAACUCGAAACGGAGAGAGCUCGUCGUGAAUAUCAUCCUAAUUCCACGCAGAGCGAGGGAGCCGAACACAGUAAUAACUUUUUAGAUGAGGGCGAACUGGACAUACCUGAUUGUCUUGAGGGGCUUGUCGAAUGCGGCAAUGAACUGCUGAAUCGGAGAAGGUGCGGUGAGGAGCGCGUGGUGACGUGGCGCGGCGCGGGCGGCUCGGUGCUGAAGCACAACGUGCGCUUCCUGUGCCUGCUGGGCGUGUGGCCGGCGUGCCGCGGCAGUGCCUACCACGCCUUCAGCGCGCUGGUGGUGGCGCUGUGCGGCACGCACAUGGCCUUCGUGGUGCUGGGCGUCGGCCAGGGCUCGGAGGACCUGCAGGAGACGACGCUGGCGCUGACGAACGCGUUCGCCGUGAGCGGCGGCGCCGCCAAGGUGGCGCUGCUGCUGCGCGGCCGCCGCCGCUUCUACGCGCUCGUGCGCCGCCUCGACCGGCUCGUGGCUGCGCAGGCCGACCACCGGCGCGCAGACGCCCGCCGGCAGGCCGUGUUCGACGCGUUCCACAGGAAGGCGGUGCGCCUCACGUUCCUCCUGCACACCUACCUCUUCCUGCUGUCCUUCGUCUGGUUCCCGAUGCCGCUGAUCGCCCAGCGGGGCGAGCGGAGGCUGCCGUUCGUGCAGCUGUCGUGGCUCGACACGAGCCAGCUAACCGUCUACGCGGCCACCUACACCCUGCAGUGCGCCGGCACCUUCCUGCUCGCCUUCGCCACCGUCAGCGUCGACUGUUUCUUCGUGGCCAUCAUGGUCCACGUCUCCGUACAACUGAGAAUUCUAUCGUCCCGCAUAAACGCUUUGGGACUUGGCACUAACCUCGCCGGGUCGGCGAGGAACUUCGAAAGAGACGUGAGUGGGGAGGCGUCGGAUAUUCAGCAAGACAUGUACAGAGAGUUUCGCUUGUGUAUUCAGUACCACCAAGAUAUCUUAAGGUUCGUGCGGUACCUGGACAGCGUGAUGAGUCCGCUUGCCAUGACACAGUUCAUCUCCGGCGUGCUGCUGGCCUGCGUCGCUCUGUUCCAGGCCACACUUAGUCCGGACGUCAGCGCUGUGUUCCGGUGUGCGGCUGCGCUGCCGACGCCCACGAUGCAGAUCUUCCUCUACUGUUGGGGCGCCGAGGACGUCGUGCAGCAGGGCGAGGCGGUGUCGCUGGCGGCGUACAGCUGCGGCUGGCAGGAGGCGGGUGGCCGGUUCCGGCGUGCGCUGCGCAUCCUCAUGAGCCGCGCCCAGAAGCCACUCCUGCUCACCGCGGGCAGGGUCUACGUCAUCAACAGGGCCACCUUCAUCUCGCUGAUGAACGCCGCGUAUUCGUACUACGCACUGCUUAGGCAGUUCAACAGCCGCUGA